Molecule: messenger RNA, 4089 nt
Organism: Antechinus flavipes (yellow-footed antechinus)
Lineage: Eukaryota; Metazoa; Chordata; Mammalia; Dasyuromorphia; Dasyuridae
Gene: NMNAT1
Product: nicotinamide nucleotide adenylyltransferase 1
Exons: 6
Coding region: 617-1519 (300 amino acids)
Biological process (GO): NAD+ biosynthetic process
Molecular function (GO): nicotinate-nucleotide adenylyltransferase activity; nicotinamide-nucleotide adenylyltransferase activity
Source: RefSeq, a predicted model, not a curated record
UUUAGGGGGAAGGAUAGGAAAGCUAGAUGAAAAAGGCGAUUCUCCACCUCAAUUGCUACUUACCCUUAAUCAUUGAAUAGGUUCAACUUCAGGGAAACUGAGACCUGCAAAAGACCUUAGCUUAAAAAGGCCAGGAUCUCCCAUUUGGGGGUCAUCUCCAGUACUCCAGAUCCCUGUCUGGACACUGGACCCAGCUGGCUUUGGAGGGGAAAGUGAAGCGGGUGAUCUUGCCCAGCCCUUCCUCCCUUAAAUCCAGUUUACUUGCAUGUCAUGUCAUCACCUCCCUGAUGUCUUGGUCCUCUUUGAGAACGAAGGACAAACAACAACAGUUAGCCUAGAGAGCUGUAUAUCUGGCUUGGAAUCCUGGCUCCACAGUCUCCAUGGUGAUUCCAGGAUUCCAUUGCCUAGAACCGUCUAGAACUGAAAAGACAAAAGGAAUAGACCAGAACAAAACCCCAGACACAUUUCUUGGAAGACCACAGAGUCUAAAAGAUAGCCCUUCCCCCUAUCUCCUAUAAGCUCACUUCAUGGCAUCCAUGUUGUGGGUGAACUUGGAUCUUCACCCAGAAGAGGAUGCAGAGGUGACUAGAUCUGAUUGGAGCCAGGAGAAGAAACUAUGGGACAGUUUGCAGCUAAAUUAUUUUCAAAGAAAAGCAGCUCUUCUACAGUGGCUUGCAUAGAUUCGAGCAUGGAAAAUUUGGACAACAGAAAAGAGGUGGUUCUUCUGGCCUGUGGCUCUUUUAAUCCCAUCACCAUCAUGCACCUGCGACUAUUUGAGCUGGCCAAGGACUACAUGAAUGAGACAGGACAAUAUAAUGUUAUUAAAGGCAUCAUUUCCCCUGUUGGUGAUGCAUAUAAGAAGAAAGGCCUGAUCAGUGCCCAACACAGAAUCAAGAUGGCAGAGCUUGCCACCCAAUCCUCCAAAUGGCUGGAGGUAGACACCUGGGAAAGUUGCAGUAAGGACUGGCUAGAGACAGCCAAAGUGCUGAGCUACCAUCAGCAGAGACUGGAAGCUGAGAACUUUGACAGUAGCACCGUGAGCCCUCCUUCCCCAAUACUUCCUGGAGGGAAGAGGAAGAGGAUUGAUGACACAGAUGCAGGUGAACCGAAGCCCUCAGCACCACCAAAAAAGGGUCCACCAGAGUUAAAGUUGCUAUGUGGGGCAGAUUUUCUGGAGUCUUUUGCUGUUCCCAACUUGUGGAAACCGGAGGACAUUGCCACCAUUGUGGCAAAGUACGGGCUUGUGUGCAUCACCCGGUCUGGAAAUAACACCAAGAAGUUUAUCUACGAGUCAGAUGUUCUUUGGAAGCACAGGAGCAACAUUCACCUGGUGAACGAGUGGAUCACCAAUGACGUCUCGUCCACAAAGAUUCGGCGCGCUCUGAGGAGAGGCCAGAGUGUCCGCUACCUGGUGCCCGAGGCGGUCCAGCAGUACAUCGAGAAGUACAAUCUGUACAGUACAGAGAGUGAGGACAAUAAUGCAGGCUCUAUUCUUGCUCCGUUUCUGAAAAACAAGUAGCAUGCAAGCAACCAGCCAUGGCUGUCCUUCAGGAUUGCCGUCUCUGGAGGGCAAGUAACUCAGGUUUUAGCAGAUAGGAUCUUGUUUCAUAAACAAGAGUUAAAAGUUAAAAUAUAAUAAAAAUCACAAGUUUUGCUUUUUUUACCUUGGCUAUGAUGAAUGACAUAGUUUUAGAUAAUUUUUAAACUUUAGAUUACUUUGCCCGAACCAUGACUUUUAGCUCCUUCACGGAUCCAGCUAGCAGUUCCAAGACAUUUCAUCUUGUGUGAAUCUUAGUAUGGCUUUCCACAAGCCUGCCAUGGAGGAUCUUCUCAGUCACAGAAGUCUCUCUUCUUCAUUUUUAGCCUUGGGAGAAUUCCUGGCCUAAAUCUGUGUCCUAGUCAUCAGGACGAAGCUCUCCGGCUUCAAGAUGAGAUUCUGAAAUCCAGUAAAUAAGGCAUGUAGCAUGUUUGCUGUAAAUAAAAAGACAAACUCGGGUCCUAGUUUGACUAUUCCAGCCAAGCAAAACCAAACCAUAGCUCUGUCUAAAACCUUUGCAGUGUAAUAGCCUGAAUUGAUCUAGAGUGACUCCAGAACAGGAUUCUUAAAACAGUACUUUAAAGAAAAACUCCAUUGAGCAUCCCCAACUGUGCCAAAAAUUAACUAGAAGAUCACUGAAUGGGCAUACCUGUGCUAUCUGCUGUGGUACGGGAGGAAGCUGGCCUCCGGGUGAUCUCUGCUGACCACGGGGAUCGAUCCUGGACAGAGCCCCAUCUUCCUCCAGCCCCAGGCUUGACGCCUGGGUGAGCAGUGUCCCAUGAGCAUAAAACUCAAAUCUGAAUGGGGGAAAAGAACUGCAUUAUCAGCUGGCAUCUAUAUAGUACUUUAAGGUUCUCAAAGAUUUACAAAUAUUACCUCGCUUAAUCCUCACAUCAUCCCUGUAAGGUAACUGUUAACUUCAUUUUAUAGAGGAAGAACCUGAGACAUAUUAAUUGUUUAAACAGGGUUAUACAGCUAGUAUAUACGUCUAAGACAGGAUUUGAACUCGGGUCUCCCUAACUCUAGGCCCAGCACUAUAUCAGUAAGCUAUCAAGAAAGCUUUUAAUUUAAUUAAGAUUGAUGUUCCUAAUUUAUCUUAGGGAUAAUAUUUAUGAUAUAAUAUUUAUGAAAUUGGGUGGUGUGUCUUGAAUAUCCCUGAUUUCCUGUUGAUAAUCCAGGAAUUUGUUUGAAUCACAUUUAAGUCUUUUUUAAUUGGUUGAUAGCUUUUAAUCACAUCACCUACAUUUUCUGCAGUAUCCCUGUAACACUCUGUUUUCUUAUGUUUCAUUUUUUUCAUAGGAAUUUGAAUAGAAUCAAAGUAUUGUCAUUAAUGCUAUUGUUUAUAAAAUAAUGCACUCAAAGGUCAUUCUAGAUCUGAGCUUAUACUUGGUUCAAAAAACACUAGCUUAUUUUAGGGGUCCUUAGAGAUGCAAGUUCGUUAAGUCUUAGAAAGUCAUUGAAGGAAGAAAGGAAGCAGCUUUUUAUGGCACAGCAUUGGUAUUUCCUAAUGGUGGUUUCCAGUUCUGAUAGAACUAAAAGGAAUAAAGUUCAAGUUUCCUAAAAAACAUCCUGGGAUCAGGAGCAUAUUUCACCCUUCCAGCCUGGUCAGAACUUGAAAUAAAUUUGGGGAACAAGAGGCUUAAACUUAGACCCUUUAGCACUUCUCAAAAACUACCCCAAAUGUGUGGCCAUGGGAAACCCCUUCUCGGGACCCCGAGUCACUACAAUCAUGUUCUUGCCUUCACUUGUGAAGAAUGAAUUGUGGCUGCAAGUAGCAUUGGGAAGCCUUGACUAAGAAGAGGCAAGAACUAUUCAGUCAUAACCUCUGCUGUUCUGUCCAGAGAAGAAAUGGACUUCCAUCAUUUGGGGGUUAGCUGAGAUGCAGAAACAGCCCCCCGAUACAACUUUUUCUCCUCACCCUUCACCCCUCCACCUCCAUCUCUUCUCAAAUCCAAGGCCACAAUGGAGCAAAAAUUCUGUUACUCAGAUCUCAGGGAAAAACUCUGCCAUCUCACACAGUACCCAAUGGAAAGUCCUAAAUGUGUCCAUUUAGGGACUCUGUGUAAAGCUUGCAAAACCCUUUCAAGUCUUAACCCAGCUGGAAUGAACCUCUUAUUGUGAUGUUUCUAGAACAUCAGCACACACUAUGUACCAGGCACAUUAGCCAAGCUCAUUAUCUCAGGAUGUUGCUAACUGUAUAGCAGAACCGUGGGUGUCCUCAAGGACUGAGCUUCCUGUUUGAAUGAUGGAAAUAAUAACAGUUAUAUCCAUAGGGCAAUGAGUAUUAAUGAAUGUCACACGUCCAUUUAGGGAGGGGGGGAAAGAAGCCUUUUUUCCCCCUUUUUUAAACAAAACUUUACUGAAAGAUGGAGUGGGAAUAAUGUGACUAUAUGUGGGGAUCUGUUUGUCAUAUUGCUGGAUUAGUGCUUUGGUUUUUUUCAUGAUUGUAUAAUUCAGAUAUGGAUACACUGAGAAGAGUUUUCAUAUGUACGUUGUUCACUAAUGGUAAUUUUGAAUACAGACUUAAUAAAUUGAAUUCUAUUUUAUCAAAA